UCUCAGACGCACGGUGCCCAGGGCGAGCCUGGGGCGAUACAAGAGAAACAUCUAAUCCAGCCGCUCUGUAGCCCGGGACAUCAAUCCUGGAAAUUCUUGGAGUUCCGUUCGGAUUUCUUUGCUGGGAUUUUGUUUAUUUCAUUUGUUUUGCUUCGCUGCAUGAGUCUUUCCGAGCUGCUGGAAGUUUUUGACGCGAGGGAUGGUGCACCUGCUGGGAAUUCUCCUGCUGUUUCUGCCAAGUUCUCAAGGUUUUAAAUGCUUAAACACUGUGGAUCCUUGUGUUAACGGUGGGAGCUGCCUGUCACUCAGUAACGGAACCGCAGCUUGCCUCUGUGCGCCGCUCUACAUCGGUGACCGCUGCCAGCACUUGGACCCCUGCUCCAGCGCUCGAUGUUUGCAUGGCGCCACAUGUGAGACUGUUACGCGGAAUAGCUCUGUUGCCGCCUCCUGCUCCUGUCCGCCAGGCUACGGGGGAAGAUGGUGCGAGACGUUCCUCAACAGUGCCUGCCUGAAAAGCCGUUGCCUCAACGGAGGGAAGUGCGAGCUGCUCGCCAACAACGGCUACAGAUGCCAGUGCCUGCACGGCUGGACAGGCCAUCAAUGCCAACUGGCAGACCUGUGCACUGCCAACCCCUGCACCAAUGGCGGGAGAUGCACAAGCACCAAGGGGCACUUCACCUGCCAGUGCAACCCGGGGUUCGAGGGCCAGGUGUGUGAGAUCGACGUGGAUGAAUGCGGCUCCAGUGGCGGAGGGCCCUGUCAGAACAGAGGCACCUGUAUCAACGUGCCCGGCUCAUACAGGUGCUCCUGCCCACCUGCCUACACGGGCCCCAACUGCGAGGUCCCCUCCUUCUCCUGCUUCCCAUCAUUCUGUCAGAAUGGAGGGACAUGCCUUCCGAAAGCCGGCGUGAUGUAUCAGUGCGCCUGUCUCCCAGCUUUCACUGGUCGGUUUUGUGAAGUGAAUGUCGAUGACUGUAAGGAACACCGGUGUCAGAAUGGUGGGACCUGCGUGGACCGCGUCAGCACCUACGAUUGCAAAUGUCCCUCAAUGUGGACUGGUCGGUACUGCACUGAGGAUGUGGAUGAAUGCCAGCUCCAAUCCAACCUGUGCCAGAACGGGGGCACCUGCACCAACACGGAUGGUGACUACAAUUGCAUCUGUGUCAAUGGCUGGUCCGGCCAUGACUGCAGCGAGAACAUCAAUGACUGCACGGAGACCUCCUGCGCACAGGGUGCCACCUGCCAUGACAAGGUGGCAAACUUUGUGUGCGAGUGCCCGCCAGGUAAAAAAGGUCUGUUCUGCCAACUGGACGACCCCUGCGUCAGUAACCCAUGCCACGAGAAUGCCGUCUGUGAGAUGAACCCACUAACGGGACAAGCCAUGUGCCAGUGUCCCGUCGGCUUCACGGGACUAUCCUGCAGGCAGGACAUUGACGAGUGCUCAAUGGAUGCCAAUCCCUGUGAGCUCAGCGGCCGCUGUGAGAACAAUGUGGGCUCCUUCGAGUGUCGCUGCCUGGCAGGAUACACAGGCGCACGGUGUGAAUUGGACAUCAACGAAUGCCGGUCGAAUCCAUGCCGGAAUGAGGCAACAUGCCUGGAUCAGAUUGGCGAGUUCAAGUGCAUCUGCAUGGCCGGUUAUGAAGGCUUGUUCUGCGAAAUCAACAGUGAUGAAUGCCUGAGUAAUCCCUGCCUGAACAACGGCAUGUGCCAGGAUCUGGUAAAUGGUGUACACUGCCAGUGCCCUCCAGGAUUUGCCGGUCAGCGGUGUGAGAUUAACAUUGAUGAGUGUUCCAGCACUCCUUGCCUGAAUGGAGGGAAGUGCGUCGAUGGCCCCGGCCGCUAUGACUGCGAGUGUCCGGAAGGGUUUGAAGGGCUGCUCUGCCAGACGAACAUUGACGACUGCCUUCAAAACCCGUGUCACUACGGGACCUGCCUGGAUGGGAUAGCUGACUACUCCUGUGCCUGUGUGCCCGGGUACAUGGGACGGAUCUGCAAUAUUGAGAUUGAUGAGUGCCUGAGCCAGCCCUGCCAGAAUGGCGGGCGAUGCACAAACCUGGUGAAUGACUAUCGGUGUGCCUGCCUGCCUGGUACCACAGGGCCGCGAUGUGAGACUGACAUUGAUGAGUGUGUGUGCAAUCCCUGCCAGUCUGGCCACUGCAAGGACUAUGUCAAUGGCUACAUCUGUGUGUGUGACCCUGGUUUUACAGGCUUUCAGUGUGAUGUUGACAUCGAUGAGUGUGUCUCCAGCCCUUGUCAUAAUGGCGGCACCUGUGAGGACGGGGUGAAUGGGUUCACCUGCAUCUGUCCAGAUGGAUAUUAUGACCCGCAGUGCGUUUCCAGAGUAGACGAGUGCAAAAGUAAUCCGUGCGCACAUGGGACGUGCCUCAGCGACAUCAACGGAUUCACAUGCCUUUGCCAGUCAGGCUGGACAGGGACCAUGUGCCAAAUGGAUGUGAAUGAAUGUGAGUCGCAGCCGUGCAGGCAAGGCGGGACGUGUCGGGAUCGUGUCAACGGCUACGACUGCCUCUGCCCAAAGGGGUUCAAAGGCCAGAACUGCCAGAUGAAUCAAGAUGACUGCCUCCCUAACCCCUGUUUGAACAAGGGACGCUGCAUCGAUGGUAUUGCCAACUACCUGUGCCAAUGCGAGCUUCCGUACACAGGUCCCCACUGUGAGACACUACUCGCCCCUUGUGCUCAGCAUCCUUGCAAAAAUGGUGGCACGUGUAUUGAGUCAACGGACUACCAGGCAUUCUCUUGCGUAUGUCCAGGUGGAUGGGGUGGGCAGGUUUGUGAGGAGGACAUUGAUGAAUGCGUCUCUAACCCGUGCCUCAAUCAAGGGGAGUGCCAGAACUCUGAAGGCGGGCAUAUAUGCAAAUGCCAAGCGGGCUACAGUGGGCAGCUGUGUGAUGUGGACAUUGAUGACUGCUCCCCUAACCUGUGCCACAAUGGCGGCUCCUGUGAGGACGGAGUAGAUUCCUUUAACUGCUCCUGUCCAGCGGGCUUUGCCGGCGAGCGUUGCCAGGACGAUAUCGAUGAAUGCAGCAGUGGCCCAUGCCAGAAUGGGGCAGUCUGCAACGACCACGUCAAUGGGUACACCUGCAGCUGCCCACUGGGCUACGAUGGCAUCCACUGUGAGAACGACAUUCCAGACUGCAAUCCAAGCUCCUGCCUGAACGGAGGGACGUGUGUCGACCAAGUUGCCAACUUCACCUGCCACUGCCCGGCCGGGUUCGCCGGCCACUACUGCCAACAGGAAAUAAACGAGUGUGAUUCGCAGCCCUGCCUGAAUGGGGGCACCUGCCAGGAUGGCUAUGGGACCUACAAGUGUUCCUGUGCUCAGGGUUACACCGGCAACAACUGCCAGACUCUGAUAAACUGGUGUGCCAAACCCGUGUGCAAAAAUGAUGGCAAGUGUGAGCAGGUGAACACAACUUUCCACUGCGAGUGCAAGAUGGGCUGGUCGGGUCUUUACUGUGAUGUGCCUAAGGUGUCCUGCGAGGUCGCUGCUGGAAAACGUGGGGUGGCUGCCACACAGCUGUGCCAGCAUGGCGGGCAGUGUAUCAACGCAGGAAACUCUUAUUACUGCCAGUGCCCUAUUGGCUUUGAGGGCAGCCACUGCGAGACAGAGAUCAACGAAUGCCAGCCCGACCCCUGUCAGAAUGGAGCCACCUGCCGCGACUUAAUCGCAAAGUAUUCCUGCCAGUGCCUCCCUGGUUACCAUGGCACUAACUGUUCCGAAGAGAUUGAUGAAUGUCGCUCCCAGCCCUGUCAGAACGGUGGGACCUGCAUCGACCUGCUCAGCGGUUACCAGUGUUCCUGUCUAUAUGGCACUCAGGGUACGCAGUGCGAGCACAACAUCGACGACUGUGCCUCCCCCGCAGCCGACCACCAGCCCAAGUGUUACCACGGGGCCCGAUGCGUGGACAGGAUCGGCGGCUACGCCUGCGAGUGCCGGGCCGGCUACGUGGGGGAGCGGUGUGAGGGUGAUGUCAAUGAGUGCCUCUCCAACCCGUGCGACAGCAGCGGGACCCAGAGCUGCGUACAGCUGGUCAACGCUUACCGCUGUGUGUGUAAGCCCGGAUUCACAGGUCAGCGCUGCCAGUCCGUCAUCGACAGCUGCAAGUCCGGGCCCUGCAGGAACGGCGGCACCUGUGUCCUCGCAGUCAACACGCCCAUCGGCUUCCUGUGCCAGUGCCCGCCGGGCUACAGCGGAGGAAGGUGUGAAAACUACAACUCCUGCAACUCCCGGCCCUGCCGAAAUGGGGGGACUUGCGCCUCGGGCCGGUGCGUCUGCCGGCCGGGCUUCGAGGGCGCGGACUGUUCGGCCCCGGGGAGCGGCCGCUGCACCGCCGGCACCUGCCAGAACGGGGGCACUUGCCUGGAGCGGGGCCAGGAGCCCCGCGCCCUCUGCCGCUGCCCGCCCGGCUUCCGAGGCCGGCGCUGCCAGAGCCCGGAGGCGGGCCGCAACCGCUCGGCCGGAGCCGGGUGCCCGGUCGAGCCCUGCGCCGCCCGGGCCGGCGACGGCCUCUGCGACCGGGCCUGCGACACCGCGGCCUGCGGCCGGGACGGGGGCGACUGCCCGGGCGGCCCGUGGAGCAAGUGCGCGGCGCAGGAGCUCUGCCAGGCCGGCUUCAGGGACGGCGAGUGCGACGAGGCCUGCAACACCGUCGAGUGCCAGUUCGACGGCUUCGACUGUCAGGAGCAGAAGGCCACGUGCAACCCUCGCCACCACACGUACUGCAAGCACCACUACAACGACGGGCACUGCGACAAGGGCUGCAGCUCGGCCGACUGCGGCUGGGACGGCAUGGACUGCGCCAGCCCCGAGGCCCAGGACUUUGCCCACGGCACCCUGGUGCUGGUCGCCUUCCUGAGCCCGCGGAAGCUGCAGCACAGCCUCUCCAGCUUCCUCUGGAACCUGGGCCUGGCCCUGCACUCCACCGUGCGGGUCAAGAAGAGCCCGAGCGGGGAGGACAUGGUCUACCCGUAUUACGGACGCGAGGACCUGGACAACCUGACUGCUUUGGUCUACAACGUCAGUGACCCGGGAGGGAAACGCGUGACAAGGGAGCUGGCCCGACACGAGGAGGAGGAGGAAGUUGGGCCCACGCAGGGGUCAGAACGUAAAGUCCUCGGGUGCAUCAUAUUUGUGGAGAUCAACAAACAGCCAUGUCUGGUGACCUACACGGCCUGCUUCCCCACCGUCCUCGACGCUGCCGCCUUUGUCGUCGCCCUGGCCUCCUCCGAGAAUGGUGUUCAGGAGUUCCCCUUCCCACUGCGGGCUGUCGCUGUGAUGCCUGAGGAAGGGGUGCAACCUGUUUCGUUUCCGUGGAAACUGACCUGCAUUUCGCUUGCCGUCCUCUUUGCCAUCGUCCUCGGGAUGUUCGUCGGCAUUCACAUCGCCAAGAAACCAAAACGCAAGCGGGGCCCCCUCUGGCUGCCCCCUGGAUUUGCCCCAAGUAAGGAGUCCAAGAACUACAAGAGGAGGGAGCCGGUGGGGGAAGACGCCAUCGGGAUGAAGAUUCUGAACCAAGAAAUUGACUGUGAAGAUGAAGAAGACAAUCAGAAUUCCUUAGUGGAAGGUCCGCCCAGCAACAAGAAAUCCAAGUCUGAGGAGAUCCCAAUGCUGCCUGAUCAUCGUAAAUGGACGCAAAAGCACAUCAAGGCCGUUGUCAAUGUUCCACAGUCUGUAGCACUGACCCCACCACAGGAGAAUACAGAGACCGUGGAUGUUGAUGCAAGAGGCCCAGAUGGAGUAACGCCACUGAUGUUGGCCGCCUGUGCGGGUGGAGGUCUGGAAUCGGGUUACGCUGAGACGGAGACCCAGGAAGGCUCAGCCAGCACCAUUAUAGACCUUAUUGGCCAGGGAGCGAGCCUCCAACCUCAGACGGAUGUGACCGGUGAAACCGCCCUGCACCUGGCGGCUCGAUUCUCUCGGGCAGACGCCGCGAAAUGCAUGCUCGACAUGGGAGCCGACACCAACGUCCAAGAUAAAUCGGGGCGUACGCCCUUACACACAGCGGUGGCAGCUGAUGCACAGGGGGUCUUGCAGAUCCUCGUGCGCAACAGGUCGACCGACGUGGAUGCGCGCAUGCACGACGGGACCACGCCGCUGAUCCUGGCGGCCCGACUCGCCAUCGAUAACGUGGUGGAGGAACUGAUAAACUGCAACGCCGACGUCAGCGCCACAGACAAUCACGGUAAAUCGGCUCUACAUUGGGCAGCCGCUGUGAAUAACGUGGAUACGGUCGUCAUCCUUCUGCGCAAUGGUGCCAACAAGGACAUGCAGGACCACAAGGAGGAGACUCCGCUCUUUAUCGCCGCCCGCGAGGGGAGCUACGAGACGGCCAAAGUUCUGCUGGAGCACCUGGCCAACCGGGAGCUGGCCGACCACAUGAGCCGGCUGCCCCGCGCCAUCGCCAGUGAGCGCCAACACCACGACAUCGUCCAGCUUCUCGACGACCACGGCCUGCCGCGCGACCCGACGGUCACCCCCGCCUCGCCCUUCCCCGCCCUCAAGCCCCCCAAGAGAGGGGGGGCGGUGGUGGGGGGAGGGAGGAGGCAGGGCGCCCGGGGGCCGGCCUGCCCCAAGGAGGGCGGGGAAGCCGGGGCCAGGGAUAGGGCGGGGCCCGGCAGCCUGCGAGGCGCGUCCCUGCCCCCCCAGAUCGACCUGAAUCACUCCCUGUACCUCCCCCAGACGCUGCCCUGCCCCUAUCAAGCUCCACCCGCCGUCUUCCUGCCCCCGGCCUGCGCGGUGCAUUCAGCGGACGGGCACUGCCACGGCCACGGCCCUCAAGCGGACCGGCUGUACAACCACGUGUUGCCGAACCUGAGCGCGCCGGUCCGAGACGCCGGCAGGCUCGCGGCGGCGGCGGGGGGCGCCCCUCACUCGGGCUACUCUGACAGGCCGCGCCUGGGCCUGGCGCUCGGGUACGCGGCAGCCCGCCAGCGGGAGGCGCAGGGCCCGCCCUGGCAGCUGAGCCGCUACCCGGGGCGGCGCCAGGACUGGUGGGCGGGGCAGGGCGGCGGGCCCGAGCGGCCGAUGUUGCCGCCGGUUCACCCGCACCUGCGGUACCCGGCGCCCACCACCGGCGGCGGCUGCGGCAGCCAGGAGGCGGCGGCCUGCAACCAGCCGGGCCUCCUGGGGCCAGCGCUCCUGGGUGUCCGGAACCCGCCCCAGGAGGGGCCGCCGGGUGAGGAGCAAAACCUUUACGGGGCCUCGCUGCCCGUCAUCCACGAGCAGCCCGUCGCCGCGGCGGCGACCAGCCUGUACCCAACCCCGCCGUCACAGCACAGUUACCCGUCGCCGCCGGAUACGGACGUCCACGCCUGUCGCCAGGGGCGACACCCAUUCCUGACGCCUUCCCCCGAGUCCCCCGACCAAUGGUCGAGCUCCUCGCCGCAUUCCAACCAGUCUGAUUGGUCGGAUGGAAUAAUCAGCCCCACCUCCUAGGCUGCACUUCGAGGUAAACGGAGGGAAAGGGGGGGCGGAGCGAGGGGCAGUCAUGUGACCGCCGGUGAUUUGUGGGUAACGGGGCGUCUGAGUGAAGAUCGGGGUCGAGGGGAGGGGGAGGCGGUCAAUGCGGCAGCUUCUAAAAACGGGAACACGUUCACCGGUCUGCGUCUGCGCGGAGGGAGCACUGCGCAUGCGGUGCGCCAGCCUGUCACCAAGAGCACCGAGAGCCAGGCUGUGGGGAGGAUCAUGUGUACAAGAUUAUGAGGGGCAUGGACAGGGGGCAGCUGUUCCCCUUAGUUGAAGGGUCAGUCACGAGGGGACACAAGUUCAAGGUGAGGGGCAGGAGGUUUAGGGGGGAUGUGAG
Molecule: messenger RNA, 7820 nt
Organism: Carcharodon carcharias (great white shark)
Lineage: Eukaryota; Metazoa; Chordata; Chondrichthyes; Lamniformes; Lamnidae
Product: neurogenic locus notch homolog protein 1-like
Exons: 34
Coding region: 200-7453 (2417 amino acids)
Biological process (GO): heterophilic cell-cell adhesion; Notch signaling pathway; cell differentiation
Cellular component (GO): protein-containing complex; plasma membrane
Molecular function (GO): Notch binding; calcium ion binding
Source: RefSeq, a predicted model, not a curated record